GAGCUUACAUGACGUUUUCAUAAAUCCAAUAUGGCUGUCGCAAAACAUGUUGCUGUAAUUCGAUUAAAUGGAAAGCUUUUGUUGCCUUUCAAAACGAAAUGCUCUAAUUCUGUGCAAUGUCGUCUUCUUCACAUUUCAAGUUUCGAAAUGUAUCCACGAAAAAAUUCACCAUUCAUAGAGCAAAGGGACAACGAUUCAUUCGGUGGAAGUGUUACAGUCCCUAGGCGACGAUCAAUACCUGAUAACUUGUUUCAAAAACCGGAAAUACCAGAGAAACUUAUGAAAUAUAAUGAACAUAAGAACAGAAUUGUCAUGGAUAGUACAGGUGGAAUGCUUUCAUCGUAUAAUCCAAUUCUGAAAAAGUCAUCUAUCUUUUCUUUUGAGGGUUGGAGACAGAGAUGGCAGUCCUUUAAAGAUACUUUAAUAUCAACAUACAGCAUAGGAAUGAUAAAAAGAUCUGUGAAGCCAUUUAAAGUGAGAGAGUUUGCAAAAGAAGCAGAAAAACUGUUUAUUGAUGUCAAUGAAUGCUUGACAAAAGGUGAUAUGAAAGGUCUUCUUGAAAAUACAACGCUUAAUGCUUAUUAUGGAUUUGUUAAGGAAUUUUUGAUGCCAAAAGAAAGUUUCAUUGGCGCUUUAUUUCAUCAAUGGAGCGCCAUGAUUGUUUAUGCAGUCAUAUCUUCAAUGGAAAUAAAAGACAAUCUUUUUGCUCAAGUUGUCGUGCGAUUAAAAAUAAAGCAAAUUUUUGCUGUCGAAGAUCAAAAUGGACGAGUGAUCGCUGGAGAUUCUGAAGAACCUAGAGAGCUAUUAGAUUUUAUAGUUUUAGAAAGACAUCUAUCAGACAAAAAUGGUGCAUGGAGAAUUUGUGGCAAAUUGUAUCCAAAACAAUAAAUGGAUCAUAGCUGA
Xenia sp. Carnegie-2017 is the source of this 903-nucleotide messenger RNA. Its product is annotated as 39S ribosomal protein L45, mitochondrial-like. NCBI's taxonomy places the organism in Eukaryota, Metazoa, Cnidaria, Anthozoa, Malacalcyonacea, Xeniidae. Gene Ontology annotation, cellular component: mitochondrion. The transcript has 8 exons. The record is from RefSeq and is a predicted model, not a curated record. Bases 31 to 888 code for a protein of 285 amino acids.